Solanum dulcamara is the source of this 1283-nucleotide messenger RNA. RefSeq names its product zinc transporter 5-like. The record is from RefSeq and is a predicted model, not a curated record. The transcript is spliced from 3 exons. Gene Ontology annotation, cellular component: plasma membrane. Gene Ontology annotation, biological process: zinc ion transmembrane transport. NCBI's taxonomy places the organism in Eukaryota, Viridiplantae, Streptophyta, Magnoliopsida, Solanales, Solanaceae. Gene Ontology annotation, molecular function: zinc ion transmembrane transporter activity. Bases 66 to 1097 code for a protein of 343 amino acids.
UGUGGCUAGUGGCGAUAAAAGAGACGAUACAUUAUUGAAAAGCUCUUCUUUGGUUUUCAUUAGUCAUGGCAAAGAUCGAAAAAAUGGUAUUUUGGUAUAUUCUAUUGCUUCUUCCCACAAUAGUACUAGGCGAAUGUACUUGUGAUUCUGAGGAUGAAGAAAGAAACAAAAGCGAGGCGCUCAAGUACAAAAUUGCAGCACUCGCAUCCAUUUUGGUUGCGAGUGCAAUUGGAGUGUGUAUUCCGGUACUGGGCAAGGCGAUUCCCGCCUUGAGCCCAGAGAGGAAUUUCUUCUUCAUAAUCAAAGCUUUUGCAGCUGGUGUGAUCCUAUCAACGGGGUUUAUACAUGUACUUCCGGAUGCAUUUGAAAGCUUGACAUCGCCGUGUUUGAAAGAGAAUCCGUGGGGAAAUUUCCCUUUCUGUGGAUUUGUUGCUAUGGUUUCUGCAAUGGUGACUCUGAUGGUGGAUACUUAUGCAACUUCUUAUUACAAUAAGAAAAAUUUGAAAAAUGUAGUGGUGGCGACUCAGACUGGAGAUGACGAUGGAGUCGUUCAUACUCACUCUCAUGCCCAUGCACAUGGUUCAGCAUCAAUGAUGGCUGAUUCUGAUUCCGAGCUUCUUCGUUAUCGUGUUAUUUCUCAGGUUUUGGAGUUGGGGAUAAUAGUGCACUCAGUGAUAAUAGGAAUAGCUUUGGGUGCUUCUGAAAGUCCCAAAACCAUAAAGCCUCUUGUUGCUGCUUUGACUUUUCAUCAAUUUUUCGAAGGCAUCGGACUUGGCGGAUGCAUUGCCCAGGCAAAAUUGAAGACUCGUGCAAUUGCAAUAAUGGCUUUAUUUUUCUCGCUCACAACUCCAAUAGGAAUAGGAAUUGGACUAGGAAUAACAAGUGUUUACGAUGAAAACAGUCCAACAGCUCUUAUUGUGGAAGGAAUAUUUAAUUCAGCUUCAGCUGGCAUCUUGAUUUAUAUGGCACUCGUUGAUUUUUUAGCUGCUGAUUUUAUGCAUCCAAGAAUGCAAGGCAAUGGAAAGCUUCAAUUAGGGGCCAAUAUUUCACUUCUUCUUGGUGCUGGACUCAUGUCUAUGCUAGCCAAAUGGGCAUAAUUGAUCAACACAAAUUGUUACCAAUUUUACGUCUCUAUUUUCCCCCUUUUUACCUCUUCUCUUGAUUGAUUGCUGUACAAAAAGUGAUUGUAAAUCGUUCUGAAAUGAUAUUGCUGAUAUUCUUUGUCAUCGAUUAUUGAUUUGUUUGUUUGUUUGUUUGCAUGGAAUGUUCUACUUUCUUUUGUA